AUUGUUUGUGUUUUAUUUUUGCAAUAAAUUCUUGAUUAUACUUUUUGAUAAAAUAAUUCCGAUCUUCUUGUUGAGUUUAAUUUUUGUUAAUGGAAUACAUAUUAUUAUUUUGUUAGCUGAGAAAUUUGAAUGUAUAUUGCAUGUUCAUUACGCUUACGCGGUGAAGAGAAAUACCUAAAGUCGGAGCAGUGUUUUGCUAUGUCAUCUGCUGCGUAGCAACCAACUUACCAUGACGGAUUGUACAAUGGACCUCGAAUCGAUGAGCAAAAUUUAUUUCGGUACUUUGAAUGUACUAGCUGAAAAAAUAGCUGCCGAUAUUGAGAAUACCCGCGAAGCGUAUCAAGAUUUAUGGCAUACGUUAAGUAAAAAGGAACAAAACCAAGCCAUCGACGAAAGCAUAAUAAAUCCGUCGGCCGUUUUGAAGUAUGCCAAUUUAUCUAUUCAGCCGAUGAAACAGAAUUACAACGCGUAUUCGUGGUUCUCAAAAAGUCAGCUAGAUUUGAACCUAUACGACCAAUUGGACGCGAUGGGCUAUCUCAGUUCAGGAGCUCGCAUUGUAUGCAGAAGUGACGCGGAUCAAAGUUGCAAAGCAGCACCGACAGAGAAAGAACAACCCAAAAGUAAUCUGUUCGACCGCAGUUCAAGCAAGAAUAAAAAUGUUGUUAGCUGUAAAAAUUCUGACGAAAAACCUCUUUCAAAAUCUCAGAAAGGUUCUGUUCUAAAACCUAAAAACCCACCUCCGCCACCUCCCAAAGUGAUCGCUGCCUCGACUGAAGAGGAUGCUACUUCAGAAGAACACGAAACCAGAUCCAACGACAUCCCAAAAACUGGAUUUGAUUUCUUGGAUAAUUGGUGAAUGAUCCGUGAUUCAAAUUUCGCUUAUGAAAAUCGACAUUGAAUUAUUAUGUUUAAUUGUACAUAUACUUAUUUAGCAUAUUUUGUACCUCUACUCUACCUGUCAUCGCUGAAAGCAGUUACGCUGACUCGCUGAGGUUGAAAUGAACGCGUUUUGAAUGCUACAUUUCUAGUCUUUCAAUUUUGUUCGUAUUUUUACCUUUUUUUUGCUCGCGUCAGUGUUGUCAUUCAAACUACUAUGGGAUCGAAGCGCUAAAUUAUAUUAACCAUAAUUCUGAACUUGCCGGUUGAUAGAAAGAAAUAUAUGUACGUACGUAUAUUUACUCGAAUGGUUGUUCAAAAUAAUUUCUUACAACGUGUCUCGCUUGGCAUUCGGUGAAAUUCAUUAAUUUCGUAAUGAUAUUUUGGUACCUCCUUUUUAAAAAUGAAGCGUAGUAUAGCUUAAGGAGGGUCGACUUGGUACGACCUGUGUAAUUAGUCAGAGUGUUCUUAUUCAAGUAUAAACUUUAGAGCGAGACUUGAAAUCACAAUUUUAAUUUAUUUUAUUCGCGAAGCUGUAAAAUAAAUCAAAAAACUGAAAUACUGUUUAUUAAAAAGGAAUAUAAAUUAUAGGUAUAUAUAUAGUAUUUAUGUAUAUUAUUUAUCCUAAUUUUGUAAGUACAUAACUUAUCGUAAAUAAUUGCUUAAAUUUUAAAAUUGAAAAACAAAAAAUUGAUGAAAAUAAGAGUGAAAUGUCAAAGUAUUUGCAUAAUGAAUUGAAGACACGAGUGACUAUCCAGACAGUAAAAUUUUUAAAGAAAAAAAAACAACUGCGGCUGGUUUUUAUAUUUCUUAUGUUAUUGUUGCACAAAUUUUGACCAAAGUGUAAUUUUUAAAAUUAAUAAAAAUGAAUAAAUUAAA
Planococcus citri (citrus mealybug) is the source of this 1755-nucleotide messenger RNA. RefSeq lists its product as uncharacterized. The transcript is spliced from 2 exons. NCBI's taxonomy places the organism in Eukaryota, Metazoa, Arthropoda, Insecta, Hemiptera, Pseudococcidae. The record is from RefSeq and is a predicted model, not a curated record. The coding region runs from base 230 to 856 and encodes 208 amino acids.